AGUAAUAUCCCCCGCGAUACCCGAGACGAAUAUUAAUGGAGUCGAGUCGGGUCAUCUUCCAACAAUAUUACCUUAGUCAAGGAAGGUCUCCGGUGUGGGCGUGUCACUCAAUCUUCUCAGAAAUCAAACUAAUUCACCAGAGAUCAGGAAAGGAUGGCUGCAAAUAGGGGUCAAGGUGGAAUUCAGCAAUUGCUGGCUGCAGAACAAGAGGCUCAACACAUUGUCAAUGCUGCAAGAGCCGCGAAAAUGGCUCGUCUGAAGCAAGCUAAAGAAGAGGCUGAGAAGGAAAUUGCUGAAUAUAGAGCUCAGGUGGAGCGUGACUUCCAGAGGAAAGUUGCAGAGAGUAGUGGAGAUUCUGGUGCUAAUGUGAAGCGGCUUGAAAAAGAAACAGAAACAAAGAUUAGUCAGCUGAAAACAGAGACUGAAAAAAUAUCUUAUGAUGUUGUCCAGAUGAUCCUGAAGCAUGUGACAACCGUCAAGAAUUAAGCUCCUUGAUGGUUUAGCUGGUCCUGGAAACGUCUAAAGAUAAGUGAUUCCCAUUUUGGUUCAUCAUGGAUCUUAGAGUUCCGGUGUGCUAUUCUUAGGAUCCUUGUAUUGUUUGUUCUGUUGUUCAGUAUAUUUCAGAUUGUACUUCAUCGAACUAAUAAUUGUUCUCAUUGUUGGAGAAAAUAAUCCUGUAUUUUAUUGAUGUGACUUGCUUGCCUAUAAUUAUGUUUAUUAUUUUUUAUGAA
Pistacia vera is the source of this 731-nucleotide messenger RNA. RefSeq names its product V-type proton ATPase subunit G-like. NCBI's taxonomy places the organism in Eukaryota, Viridiplantae, Streptophyta, Magnoliopsida, Sapindales, Anacardiaceae. Gene Ontology annotation, biological process: proton transmembrane transport. The transcript has 4 exons. The record is from RefSeq and is a predicted model, not a curated record. Bases 154 to 486 code for a protein of 110 amino acids. Gene Ontology annotation, molecular function: proton-transporting ATPase activity, rotational mechanism. Gene Ontology annotation, cellular component: vacuolar proton-transporting V-type ATPase complex.